Molecule: messenger RNA, 2319 nt
Organism: Zeugodacus cucurbitae (melon fly)
Lineage: Eukaryota; Metazoa; Arthropoda; Insecta; Diptera; Tephritidae
Product: endoribonuclease CG2145
Exons: 5
Coding region: 177-2207 (676 amino acids)
Molecular function (GO): RNA endonuclease activity
Source: RefSeq, a predicted model, not a curated record
GAAUUCGUACGUGUCAGUUGUGAUAAUUGUCGCUGGUGAAUUAUUUACCAAGUGUAUUUCAAAAACUAGUGAAUUUAUUUUUUAACCAAAAUAGUGUAAAAAAACUUAAAAAAAUCGAAAAGAAGUAAUACUAUUCACUACUUUCAGCGUUAAGUAAAUAGAAAACGCGCGAAGCAAUGCGUUUCAAGAUCAAUCACACACUUUUCGUGUGUACUGUGUUGUUGUUGUGUGUGCUGCAGUGCGAAUUUGCAGCCAGCUACAAAGCCGAGAUCGAGAUAACUCCGGCGCCACCGGAAGAGCAGACAACAAAGAAGUCCGGUUGGUUUAGUCGGUUCUUUGGCGGUAGCGGUGAUAAGACAACCACCACUACCACCACACCGUUACCACCACGAAAUGUGCCGGCGCCCAUACCAACACAACCGCAGCCAAAUGCACCGCGAGUACAACCAAAUACCGCUGGCGCACAGAAGCCACCACCAUUUGCCAUUAACCCAAAUGCGCCGCUGAUGCCGCUGGGACCACGUCCCGACACCCCCGACUCAUCGCCCUUCGGUGGUAAUGGCAAACAGCCACCACAGUGGCCACAACCCAAUUCGCAAUCAGCAGCACAAACACCGACCACGCCAGCCGGUUUGCGUCCGCCAGCCGGCAGUCCACAGUUGCAUCCAUCACAACAACGUCCACAGCCAGCACCGACACCUAUGAACUUUGGUGGUAAUGUGAAUAACUUUGGACGUCCAGGUACAGCACAGCCGAAUUUGCCACCUGGUUUUGCACCAUAUCAACCACCUAAAGCGCAGCCUUCUGGCUUGGAUCUUAGUUAUGGCGGUGGCGCACGUCCGCAAGGCGGUGCAGCCGGACGUCCCGGUUUCGGUUUAGCACCAUUGACCAGCACAACUACCACCACUACCAGUACCACAACCACGACAACAACAACUACACCAAAACCAAGUUCACCCGGUAGUGCUUUAGGUUUGGAUAUGCGUAAUGGUUUUGGCGGCAUCGGUGUACCAACCACGACCACCACCAGACGCCCUUCAACAACAAAAGAUGAUUUCCCACCUUUACCACCACCACGCCGUUCCUCCGUGGGCAACAAAGAAGACUUCCCAGCACUACCAACACCACGCACACCCGGUAGUCCCACACCAGCUUCGCCGCUACGUCCCUCCUCUCCAGCUGGUGGUAGCGCACAGCCCACACUAACCUUUGCUUGGGGUUCGCCCACACCAGCGGCACCAUCACGACCUGGCAGCGGUAUCAUACCACCAGCUUCACCUACGCCAAGCAGUCCAACGCGCCCCAGUACCCCUGGAUUUGGUGGAACAGGCGUUUCGUUUGUGCCACACGUACCCGGUCCGUCGACUACGGUAAAACCUGGUGCUGCCAGUGGUGCCAGCGUUAGCUCAGUUGCCAGCGAUGACGAAAUACGCGCACUCACUGAGCAAUUAUAUGCUAAAGAGCAGAGCUUGUUGAAUUUGGUGCAUGUCAAUCCACAGGGCAAGACAAGGUCAAUUGAUAGCACAGACGAGGCGCCGAAACCUCUCUUCGAGGUCGAGCCACGCGCCUUCGAUUCGCCAACAGUCGCUAAAAUGCGUGCACUUUUCGACAACUACGAAGAGGACACUUUGGCCAAUGAACAUGUGACCGUUAAUGAACGGCGCGAGGAAAAUGAGUUCGUCGAUGCCGUAAUGGGCACACAGGUGAUGCGACAGGCCAUGCUCUUCUUGCAAAACAAAGGGAUUGUAUCGCCCGAUCCGAAGACACAUCGCGAUCUCGUCAAAGAGCUCUGGUUUACACAGUACUCACGCGGCCAGGGACGCAUUGGCAGUUCGGGCUUUGAGCAUGUCUUCGUGCACGAAGUAAAGAAUGGCACAUUAAUUGGUCUGCACAAUUGGGUGUAUUUUGCAGACGAGGAGAAAGCUGGACGCUUGGACUAUAAGGGUUAUCUGCAUCAAUUAGAUUUGGGCAAUAAAGCUAAAGUGCUGAAAGUGCGUUUCACUCAUAAAGGUGUUAAUAAACCGGUUAAUGGCGUCUUCGCUGGCACCUCACCCGAACUGGAACUGGCUCUGUACACUGUCUGCUUCCAGUUGCGCCCAGAUCGCACAUGUCCCGUGUCGCUAGGUAAUCAGCGCUUCGGCAUUGUCACCUAUACUUGGCGUUAUCGCGGCAAACAUCUGAUUGGCAGCGCUUUCCCCGAACUAUAGAGACGCCAUCAUGCAAGCAUAAUGAGAUUUAUAAACUUACUUUUGUAAGAAAUUGAGAUUUAAAUUUGUAGUUUAAUCAGGUAAAAUAAACCAAAAAAUAUUUUCUUUAAAA